GCCCACUAUGCAUUAGGACUUCGAAAGAAGAAUUGGGCAACAGGAAUGGACACUGAAGGGACAGUAGAGAGAAACUGAGAGGAAAGCUUCAAGAAAGAUUUGGAUGAGACGUCAGCAAGCUGGCUUUUCAGCCCCUGGAUAUAGGCUGCCUGGAUUCCGAGGGUCCUGGGGAGGGCCACAUUCAUCUGGCCAGGCCUUGGGCCAGUACUUUAAUAGGGAAGGACCCAGGAGUCAUGGCCUGGUGGUGUUUGGAUGGCCUUCCCCCAGGCCUUACUGAGCCAUGGAAAGAAAUCUGGACAUUCGGCUCGAGACCUCUGCAUCACGUACCUCCUUUCUCACCUCUGGCCAGGAGCAGCAGGGACUAUAGAAACUUAAGGAGGAGGGGGAACAUAAAUGACUGGAGACAGAAUUUAGAGUCUUCAAAUAAUGUGAAGAUGUUUCCAUCUUCAGGUUCCACUGGGCUGAUUCCCCCCUCCCACUUCCAAGCUCGGCCCCUUUCAGCUGUGCCAAGAAUGGCUCCCAACUGGGUCUCAGACAUUCCACUGGUCCAACCUCCGACCCAUCAAGAUGUCUCAGAGAGGCAGCUAGACAACCAGAGACCUCAAGUGGCCACGUGGGAACGGAAUGUUUCUGGUGAUAGGCAGGAGCCAGGGCGGAGAGGCAGGUCCCUGGAGCUGGAGGGGUCACAGGCCCUAAGCCAGCAGGCUGAGCUGAUCUCUUGGCAGCUGCAAGAGCUGCGGCGGCUGGAGGAGGAGGCCCGGGUCCUGCGGGAAACCUCGCUGCAGCAGAAGAUGAGGCUGGAAACCCAGGCCAUGGAGCUGGAGGCUCUCGCACGGGCAGAGAAGGCCAGCCAAGCUGAGGCUGAGGGCCUGCGUGCUGCCUUGACUGGGGCCGAGGUCGUCCGGAAGAACAUGGAAGAGGGGAGCCAGCGGGAGCUGGAGGAGGUUCAGAAGCUGCAUCAAGAGCAGCUGUCCUCCUUGACACAGGCUCACCAGGAGGCUCUUUCUAGUUUGACCAACAAGGCUGAGGGCUUGGAGAAGUCUCUGAAUAAUCUGAAGACCAAGAGGGCAGAAGAGACCAAGGAACUGGCUCUGGCUCAAAGUGAGGCUGAGCUUCUGCGAAAGCAGCUGAGCAAGACCCAAGAAGACUUAGAGGCUCAGGUGAUCCUGGUUGAGAAUCUAAGAAAAUAUGUGGGGGAACGAGUUCCUCCUGAGGUUCACAGCCAGGCAUGGGAACCAGAGCAACAGAAGCUUCUGGAAACCAUACGGCACUUGCAGGAGGACCGGGACGGCCUGCAUGCCACCGUGGAGCUGCUGCAGGUGCGGGUGCAGAGUCUCACGCAUAUCCUCGCCCUGCAGGAGGAGGAACUGACCAGGAAGGUUCAACCAUCAGAUUCCCUGGAGCCCGAGUUCACAAGGAAGUGUCGGUCUCUGCUGAACCGCUGGCGGGAGAAGGUGUUUGCCCUCAUGGUGCAGCUUAAGGCCCAGGAGCUGGAACACAGGGACACUGUUAAGCAGCUGAAGGGACAGGUGGCUAAGCUGCAGGAACAAGUGACAGCCCAGAGCCAGGAGCAGGCCAUCCUGCAGCGUUCCCUGCAGGACAAAGCCGCAGAGGUGGAGGUGGAGCGGAUGGGCGCCAAGGCCCUUCAGAUGGAGCUAAGCCGUGAUCGAGAGGCCAAGCACCGGUGGCAGCAGCAGACAGCCAUGGCUGAGGAGCAGCUGAGGCUUGUGACCAAUGCUGUCAGCAGCUCCCAGGUUUGGCUCCAGAGCACUAUGGCCAAGGUAGAACAGGCUGCAACCCAGCUUCCCAGCCUCAGCAACCGACUCAGCUAUGCUGUCCGCAAGGUCCACACCAUUCAGGGCCUGAUGGCUCGAAAGCUGGCCCUUGCUCAGCUGCGCCAGGAGAGCUGUCCCCCUCUCCCAUCCGUACCGGUCCCGGACGUGAGCCUUGAGUUGCAGCAACUGCGGGAAGAACGGAACCGCCUGGAUGCAGAACUGCAACUGAGUGCCCGCCUUAUCCAGCAGGAGGUGGGCCGGGCCCGGGAGCAAGGGGAGGCAGAGCGGCAGCAGCUAAGCCAGGUGGCCCAGCAGCUGGAGCAGGAGCUGCAGCAGACCCAGGAGUCCCUGGCCAGUCUGGGGCUGCAGCUGGAAGCGGCUCGCCAGGGCCAGGAGGAGAGCACAGAGGAGGCUGCCAGUCUGCGGCAGGAGCUGACCCAGCAGCAGGAGAUCUAUGGGAAAGCUCUGCAAGAGAAGGUGACCGAAGUGGAAACUCGGCUGCGGGAGCAGCUGUCAGACACGGAGAAAAGACUGAACGAGGCUCAAAGGGAGCAUGCCAAGGCUGUGGUCUCCCUGCGCCAGAUCCAGCACAAAGCCACUCGGGAAAAGGAGCGGAACCAGGAGCUCAGGCGUCUGCAGGAUGAGGCCCGGAAGGAGGAGGGGCAGCGACUAACCCGGCGUGUGCAAGAACUGGAAAGGGACAAGAACCUCAUGCUGGCCACCUUGCAGCAGGAGGGUCUCCUCUCCCAUUACAAGCAGCAGCGACUGUUGGCAGUUCUUCCUUCCCUGCUGGCUAAGGAGAAACCUGCAGAGUCCAGCUCCAGGCCUCCAGGGUCUUCAGCAUCUAUACCUCCAGAAGCCACACUGUCCACCAGGGAGUCCAUAAAAGGUUCCCUGUCUGUCCUGCUGGAUGACUUGCAAGGACUGAGUGAGGCCAUUUCCAAAGAGGAAGGUGUUUGUCAAGGAGACAACCCUAAACGUUCAGUUCCAGCCCCCCCGCUGAGCUGCUAAGCCUCUGAGAGCUGAGGGAAACCAGCCUGGGGGCUGGGAGGAUCCUGGAGAAGUGGAGUGGGAUAGUCCAGCUCCUCCCCCCAUGGAGCCACCUGCCCUAGGGCUCACCUGCUACCACUAAAUCUGAAUUCUGCACUCAAUAAAGAUGACUACUGUCAGAG
Messenger RNA from Carlito syrichta (Philippine tarsier), 2947 nucleotides. It is a transcript of the gene CCHCR1, whose product is annotated as coiled-coil alpha-helical rod protein 1. NCBI's taxonomy places the organism in Eukaryota, Metazoa, Chordata, Mammalia, Primates, Tarsiidae. Bases 234 to 2786 code for a protein of 850 amino acids. Gene Ontology annotation, biological process: protein export from nucleus; cell differentiation. Gene Ontology annotation, cellular component: centriole. The record is from RefSeq and is a predicted model, not a curated record. The transcript has 18 exons.